AAAAGGACUGAUCGAGCUUGGCGGACAGGGCAGAAGAAGAUGCUCGAACUACGAAACUUUGUUUGGAAUACAUUUGAGCGGCUACAGAAUCCCGCUGACUGCAAGUCGGCACGGAAGCUCCGUUGCAGUGUGAACAACCAAUGGGGCUUCGGUAGCGGUGCCCAUGACUUUCUCUGGUGCUUCGUGGCAGCCUUGCAGAUGGGUCGCACGCUUAUCCUCGACACCUCCAAGUGGCACUACACCUUGAGUCGCAACUGGUCGGCUUUUUUCCAGCCGGUUACUGGGCCUUCUUGUGAUGGUGUCCACAUAGACAAGGAGACCAUCAUAUUCAAUCCAGGACAUAGAUCUCGCAACGAGACUCGCCGCAGAAUUCUCGACUUGCCUGCGUCCAUCGUAAGGACCUUGGUGGCAAACCACGCGGAGCCCUACGCGUGGUGGUAUGGGCUGAUCAUGGGUUACAUUUUGCGCCUUCAGAAUUCCACACAGCAGAAAAUCAAGAACUUUAAGGAGAAGGUUGGAUACAAGCACCCUAUUGUUUCACUGCACAUACGGCGCACGGACAAGAACAUAGAGGCCGCAUACCAUAACAUCAGCGAAUACAUGCAUCACGCUGAAGAAUUCUACAGCGCUCUGGAGCUUCGCGGGGAGACGGUGGAAAAGCGAGUUUUCGUCGCCACCGAUGAGCCUGGCGUCAUCGAUGAGAUAAAAUUCAGGUUUCCCAGUUUUGUCAUCAUUGCAAACAAAGUCGCAUCGACUGAGGCUUCGUGGGUGGAUACCAGAGACGGGAUCAGCGCCCUGGAAAACAUCAUCAUUGACCUUAAUCUACUGGCUGAGUCGGACUGCCUCGUUUGUACUUUUUCUUCUGGGUUCUGCCGUGUCGCAUACGAACUGAUGCAAGCAAGACACGCAAAAACUGGAGUCGACGCCACGCGCAAGGCGGUGUCAAUCGACGUCGAGUACUUUUAUGCCUCCGUCUCUUUUCCGGCUCGCCGAACUCUCUACGAGAACAGCGCGGUCAUCGGCAACGAAAUGAACUGGACGCACCCUGGUAUUCUUUUAGAGAGAAAGCACGACCUUGAUCCACACCACGAGGCAAUAGAUAAGAAGUACGCGGAUGGCUUCAACAUACUUCUCACUGAGGGACCCGAAAAGGCAGUGAAAACGAUGGUGUAUCCGCGAUUCAAGACUCUACAGACAUACUCAGUAGCCUGCUACGCCGCUUUCAACGACACUAAAGAAGCAAUCGCGUAUUCGAAAGCAUCUGUCCUAUAAAUGCAAGCGAAUAUUCAGAAGCUCAUCCGCGUUUUCUGUGAACACGAAAAAACUAGCCUUUAUGAAAGUUCCCAAAAUACAUUGACAUUUCGUUGCUGCCGUUUCAUUGGUACGGAGCUGUAUGCCAAUUAAUAUUUUAGACAAAGAUUCCUACAUUCGAAAAUAAUAAAUACUAUUCUUUGAAGACUCGAAAUUCGCAUC
This is a messenger RNA of Dermacentor andersoni, 1473 nucleotides long. Its product is annotated as alpha-(1,6)-fucosyltransferase-like. Gene Ontology annotation, molecular function: alpha-(1->6)-fucosyltransferase activity. The record is from RefSeq and is a predicted model, not a curated record. Gene Ontology annotation, biological process: protein N-linked glycosylation. NCBI's taxonomy places the organism in Eukaryota, Metazoa, Arthropoda, Arachnida, Ixodida, Ixodidae.